AUGGCGACCAUCAAGUCCCUGGCGCUAUGGGCCACCGUCGUCACAGCUCGGUCCGUGUUGCACCUCAAUGCCAGACAACAACAAGACCAAUCCCCCAUCCCCUUUGCCACUGAUGUUUGCUCCAACAGCGGCAUAUGCGUUGGCGGCACCUGCACAUCCAACACCAUUGGCAUCGACCCGGCCAACUGCGGCGGUCCAGGCAAUGCUUGUCAGUCUGGAGAGCUGUGCGUUGUCGGGUCCUGCAUUCCCCUCAACUUCACUGCACCCGGAGGCCCUACCUGCGAUGAUUCGUGCGGCGUCGGCCAGGUGUGCGACAGCGACAAUGCAUGCAAGCCUAUUCAGAUUACGGUCGAUCCUACACGCUGUGGCAUCAACGAGACAACCUGCGCCGCCAGUGAGGUUUGCGUCAACGGCGUCUGCUUCCCACUCAACAUUGGCUCGGAUGCCAACAGCUGCGGUGACCCAGCUGAGGUUUGCGAUCCCGGCAACUGGUGCUUGGAGGGCGAAUGCACUCCCUUCAGCAUUGGUACGAACUCUGUUGUUUGCAACUCCGCGGCUGACUGCCCCCUGCGGGCGAGCUGCAACGAUGGCGUUUGCGCCAGCUUGAGUGUUGGCACAGACUCGAGUCACUGUGGCCCUGAUCGCGUGGGAUGCGCGGCGGGCGAGCUUUGUAUUUCCGACACUUGUCAGACACUCGAACUCCCGCCUGCUGCAGACGACGAUCAAACUUGUGGCAGCGGUGGCUGCGGGCCUGGCUCGAUUUGCUUGAAUGGCGAGUGUACCCCCAUCUCGAUCAGCACAGACCUCUCAGCCUGCAACUCUUCAGGAAACCCCUGCGAGGACGGCAAUGUCUGUAUUUCGGACAUCUGCCCCGGCAACUCGGACCCUUCCAGUGUUGGCGGUGCUGGUGCCGGUGCUGGUUCUGGUGCGGGCGGUUCUGGUGCGGGCGGUUCUGGUGCUGGCGGUUCUGGUGCUGGCGGUUCUGGCCAGCCUGGAGGCGGCGGCAACAACAACGGCGGCGGCAACAACAACGGCGGCGGCAACAACAACGGCGGCGGUAACGACAACGGGGGCGGCGACAAUGGAGGCGGCGGCAAUGGAGACGGCGGCAACGGAAUCCCCCCCGGUGGCCCUCAGUGCGAUCCUCCAUGCCCAGCCAACUCCAUCUGCCGGGCUGGAAGCUGCGCCGCCAUCACCGACCCCGGCUCCUGUGGCGCCGUGUUGCCCAGUCGCCUGUUCUUCUUCCGUCGCCAAGAGAAUGGCGUGUGUCCGGCUGGAACCACCUGCAUCGACGGCUCCUGCGCCCCGAUCACGGGCCCCGAGAACUGCGGCGCGCAGGGCCGAACCUGCCCUGACGGCUUCCUGUGCAUCUUGGACAAUUGCGUCCCUCAGGGCGACCCCAGUGACUGCAACGGCGACACUUGCCAGGACAGUGAGAUCUGCAUCGGAGGUCUCUGCACACCAGUGGCCCCUUCGGACAACUGUGGCGGCGAAGACUGCUCCGACGGCGAGGUCUGCAUUGACAACAGCUGCGUGCCUGGCACUCCGCCGUCUGAUACUUGCGGUGGCCAAUGCUCUGGUGACGAGACUUGCGUGCUGGGUGUCUGCGUCCCUGCCACCAUCCCACCGGUGACCUGCGGCGACACGACAUGCACGAGCGCCGAGAUCUGCGUCGACAAUACCUGUGUGCCCAACACCACACCAGGUGUUUGCAACGGGCAGACAUGCACAGCCGACGAGACAUGCUUCUCGGGUGUUUGCGUGCCCAACAACGCCGGCGGCACUUGCGGUGGUGCUACUUGCGAUGACACCGAGUCUUGCAUCAACAACGUGUGUGUCCCGAAUGGCGGCACUGGCCAAUGCGGCGAUACAACAUGCACUGACCAGGAGACCUGCGUCGGAGGCAUCUGUGUGCCAGUGGACACUGGCAACUGCGGCGACGCAACAUGCCAGGGAACAGACAUUUGCGUCAACGGUGUCUGCGUACCUUUGACUGGUCCCAGCGACUGCUCCGACGAUCCUUGCGGCGACGGCCAGACCUGUGUUAACGGUGUCUGCGUGCCCGAUGCAACUGGCAGCUGCGGCUCGAGCACCUGUCAGGAUGGUGUCGAAAUCUGCGUCAACAACCAGUGCGUGCCCAACAACCUCCUCUGUGGUGGCACAGACAUCUGUCAAGGCGACGAGACGUGCGUCGACGGCGUCUGUGUGCCUGGCCUAUGCGGCGGGCAGACCUGCGGCGCUGAUGAGACGUGCAUCAGCAACGUCUGCGUGCCUAACCAAGCCCCGGAUUCUUGCGGAGGGGACACUUGCACCUCGGAUGAGGUCUGCGUUGACAACGUUUGUGUACCUGGCACAGACCUCUGCGGCGGCAUCCUCUGCCCGGACGGCAACACUUGCAACAAUGGCGUCUGUCUUCCCACUGGUGAUCCCACAGACUGCAACGGCGCUACCUGUAGCGACAUUGAGAUUUGCCUCAACGGAAAUUGUGUCCUUGGCAACCUCGUCUGUGGCUCCAUUAUCUGCAGUCCCGAUCAAACUUGCGCCAGCGGUGUCUGCAUCGAUGUCGGUGAUCCGACGGAUUGCGGUGGCGCACAGUGCACCGGUGCGCAAGUCUGCCUCAACGGCCAGUGCGUUCUCUCUGACCUCAUCUGCGGAACCGACACGGUCUGUGACCCAAAUGAAACUUGCGUCGCCGGGCAGUGUAUUCCAGUGGAUACGUCUUGCGGGGACUGCUCCUCACCCAAUAUCUGCUUCGGCGGCGAAUGUGUCCUCCCGGAUCUCAUCUGCGGUGAUGUCGUGUGCCUGCCUGGCCAGACCUGCGCGAAUGGCGCGUGC
Molecule: messenger RNA, 2835 nt
Organism: Emericellopsis atlantica
Lineage: Eukaryota; Fungi; Ascomycota; Sordariomycetes; Hypocreales; Bionectriaceae
Exons: 3
Source: RefSeq, a predicted model, not a curated record